Molecule: messenger RNA, 2880 nt
Organism: Asterias rubens (European starfish)
Lineage: Eukaryota; Metazoa; Echinodermata; Asteroidea; Forcipulatida; Asteriidae
Product: FAST kinase domain-containing protein 5, mitochondrial-like
Exons: 7
Coding region: 40-2577 (845 amino acids)
Biological process (GO): mitochondrial RNA processing; regulation of mitochondrial mRNA stability
Cellular component (GO): mitochondrial matrix; ribonucleoprotein granule
Molecular function (GO): RNA binding
Source: RefSeq, a predicted model, not a curated record
UUUUGUUACAUUCACAAAGUUGUCGAUGGGAAUUGCACGAUGAGCUGGAGACAUUCACACUGUGUUGCAGUUCGCAUGCUGUUUGACCUUUCACCUUCGGUCAAGAUCAGGUCAUCCCAGAAGAGGCUGUUUCAGUGUUGGAGACAUUGUGAUGCUGGGCAAGAUUCAGCUCAAUCUUCGUCUUCAUUGAAGUAUCGCUCAACGAAUAAUGAAAAACAGGUCUUUGCUGACAAGACAAACUCCUCCAAAGUGGCAACUGGUUUAUUCCAUUUACGCGUAGAUGUGUCAAAGUUCCUCAUAAAUGAAACUAAUGAACCACUCACCAAUGGUGGCGCUUUGCAAGGUAAUGGUAAAGAGACAAUUAAAAAACACCCCUAUAUUCAACAUGGAAAGCACCUGGAUCCAGUGGUUUUCAACCAGCUGUCUCAGGACUGCACAUCACUGAGACACAAAGACAGUGAAGAACGAGAGACUUUCCAUCCCAAGUUUACACCAAGAAUCUUCUACAGAGAGUCUGUGGAAUAUGCGGAUUCGGCGGUUGUAUUCCCUCAGGUUAGAAACAAAAGUUAUGGCAUUAGCGAAGAGGAUUGCCAGUUUGAAAGAGAAUCAGAAAAUCUGUUGAACGACAUUCUUUUUUCGGACGAAAUCGAAGAUGGCGUCAUGUUACAGCUUUUAGAUUCCCUCAACAGGUGCAGAGAUGAGUUCAUGCUGGGGUUGGCCGAAGAUGAGAGAUUCCUCAGGUUGGUUGAACAUCUUGGCCACCAUUGCGCAGACCUAGAGAGUAAGACCUUAGUCAAAGCAUUGGUGGUAUUUGCUAGGGCUCAGAUCCGAACUAGUAACCCAGUCCUAAGGAUACUCGAGACGAAAUGCGAGGAGCAAUGGGUUCGGUGGGAUGUUAAGACAUCUUUACUAGUCUGCGAUGCGUGGCGAUUGAUCGGCCUUCCAGUCAGGCAUCUAAACAGCAAGAUUUUUAACCAGAUGGAGAAACAGUUACACCAACUAACAAAACAACAAAUUGUCCAGGUGACGUAUCUUAUUGGGGAGAACAGGCAUGCCAAGACCAGUUUGCUCAACGGUCUUCAGGAUCUUGUCUUGGAGAACAUCGCCAGCUUGUCCUAUCUGGAACUAGGAGCCAUCUGCCAAGGCUUCUUCAAGUCCAAGACAAACUUAAAACCAGGGUUGGUUGGUGCACUAGUCCGGAGGAUACAGUCCAAACCUCUUGAUGACAUCAACAGCUACUACCUGGUUGGGAUCCUGAAGGUCUUCCGUCAGGCCUACUUUGGUCACAGCAACCUCUUUGAUCAAAUUGGCGACCAGGUCAGCGGGAGACUUCAGACCUUUCCCGUUUCAUCCAUCAUGCAUAUCCUGUUAACCUACGCAACUCUACACCUCCACCAUGCGGACCUCCUAGAGGCUGGAGCACGAGAGCUCAUCCUCAGGUCCAACGAGUGCAGAUGCAAAGAUCUCUCUAAAGUCUUGUGGUCCUUUGGGACGCUGAACUAUCUACCUCAGGAUUCAGAGAGGUUCUUCAGGACAUUGACAAGUAGGAUGGUAGACCUCCUAGAUGAGUACAACCAUUUCCCGAUAUUUUUGGUUUCAGGGCUCCUCUCUUUGGCUUACCUCAAUAUAUAUCCAGCAGAACUUCUUGACGUUGUCUUCAGUCCAAGCUUUCUUCUCAGAAUGGAGGAGUUCACCAAACGAUCCAGUAUUGAUCCUCGUCGGGACCUAUUUGCACUUCACGCAUCGACACAGAUUGAUUGCCCUGAGUAUGGACACCAUCUGAACAAGGAGUUCAUGUUGAAUAGGCCCUUACCACCAGGAAUGUUUGGCAGUCUUCAUGCAGAGCUGACCAGUCACCCGCUACUGAGAGCCGUCUACUCUACCCUUGCAUCACUACUUGGUGGAGAACAGAACCUCAGAAUGAGCUUUAUUAUGCCUCAUAUGAAAACAGCUGAUAUUGAAGUGCAUUUAGAUUCCAGUGAUCGCCCCGUCCCCUUUGGAACAUCAGAGCUGCAACCUGCGACUGAUUCGCUAUCAUCAUCAAAGUUGCUGAUGGACAAAAUGGAUCCAACCAGAGAGCAAAAUGUUCCUCUGGACUUCUCCCUUAUUGCCAAUUUAUCUGGUGAGACAUCAUUGGAUAAGUGUAGGAAUACACCCACUGGCAUAAGAACAGCAUCUGUUAAACCAGCUGGAAAAGAAACAGCUCCCAUUGACAAUGUUUCCUCUGCAGAAAACACGAGUGUGAGUGGUAGCAACUUCAAAGAAAGUUUGACAUCAAAGACUAAAGCUACUAGGAGUGCUGAUUGGUCAAGAUUUGAAGUACCAGAGCCAAUCACGGAUGAAUCUGCAACCAGGUUAGCUGUUUUAGUCUGGUCUCGCAAUCACUUCCACUUCAAUGGUACGACAUUGCUGGGAUUACACUCCAUGAAGAGGCGUCACCUCAUGAAGCUUGGAUACCAGAUUGUAGAUAUCCCUUUCUUCGAGUGGGACCGAUUGACAGGAAAUCGACAGCGUGAACGCUACAUCCAACAGAAAAUAUUUAUGAAAAACAUGAGUAAUGUAUUUAAACAAAAGUAAAUGUUUUGAUUAAUUUUUUUUUUUACAAUCAAAACAACUGAAAUAAAAUCUCAAAGUGUUUUAGCCCCUUAUAAGGAUGGAGUAAUUACCAAGUAUGGAGUAAUAUUGCUAGCAUUAUAUUCUGAAGGCAACAAACAUUCUGAUACAAAUUUCUGGAAUUUAUUUUUCACUUUUGAGUAAAUAUGCUAUCUGUUCACCAUGAAUCGGUCACAACUUGUUCUUACAAAUAGAGUGACUACCUAAUAAAUAAUAUUCAUAAAUACCUCAGACAGUUUCGCUUUUCCUAUUGGUGGAGAGCGCGUC